GCCGCUUUGAUGAGGUUGAUUGAGGGCGCCUGAUAACAAAACAUGAAUAUUCCCGAACAUAAACAUCAAGUUGAAGAUAAAAAACGAAUAAAAACAUGUGGAGUUUGAAGAUUGUUGUCGCACAGGUUCCUAUUUUCGUUUUAUCCAGUUAGGAGCAGCCAUGUGUUUGUUCUGCUCUACGAUGAAGUGGGAAUGGCCUAUUAGACUUUGAAUAAAAUUACAAUGAAUAAUUAAAUGCUCAGAAUGUCAAAAAGAACUUCAAUCCAUGCAAAGAAUGAUGGAAUGCAGAUCAAGAGUGAAGGAUUGCUUCAUAGAGAUGAUUCAUUGGAAGACCAAUCAGAGAUGCCGGCCAACGCGACUUUAUUAUGGGAUGUCUCCAACAGACUGCAGAGACUUGGAUGGAAACGUAUUCUCCUGAUGUUGGUUGUGUUUCGAUGUAUCAAUGCAUUGCUUGUUCAGACGUGGUUCGUCCCUGACGAAUAUUGGCAGGCGGUAGAGGUUGCUCACAAAAUGGUUUUCAAAUAUGGUUACCUGACGUGGGAGUGGGAUGCUGGUAUCAGGGGAUAUCUUCAUCCCCUUCUCUUUGCCAUUCUAUUCAAGAUCUUGCAGUUAUUACAUCUGGACUUUCCUUUGCUUCUGAUUCACAGUCCACAUAUUCUUCAAGGUGUGUUUAGUGCUGUGGGUGAUCUUCAUAUUUACUUGUUUGCUAGAAACCUGACCAGUCCAAGUAUUGCAUUGCUUAUUCUGAUUAGUCAUCUAUCGAACUGGUUUGUGUUGUUUACAGCAACUCGUACGUUAGCCAAUACCAUGGAGAUGAUUUUAACGUCUGUCGCACUCUCAUGCUAUCCUACUACAUCAGCAUGUCAACAACAACACAGGGCAGUAUAUCUUGUCAUUGUUGGCUUGGCUUGUAUCAUCAGACCAACUGCAGGCAUUGUUUGGCUGCCACUUGUGUUAUGGCAUCUUGCGGUUGAAUCACACAAACUGAAAUUCAUCUUUACUUAUCUUGCUCCUAUUUGUUUCUGCUCACUAUUAUUGUCCCUUGCAGUAGACCGAUUAUUUUAUGGAAAAUGGAUCAUCGUUCAACUGAAUUUCCUCAAGUUUAAUCUGCUGCAUGACAUGGCUGAUUUCUAUGGCGCUCACCCUUGGCAUUGGUAUAUAACACAAGGAUUUCCAGUUCUGCUUGGACCUCAGCUUGUCCUAUUUGUCAUUAGUGUCGUGUACCACGGUAAACAAUUGAAGCAUUGGCUGUGUCUCAUUUUCUGGACUAUAACUGUAUACAGUAUCUUGGGUCACAAGGAGUUUCGUUUCUUGAUGUCGUUGCUUCCUAUUGCUGCAUUGUUUAAUGGUUUAGCAAUGCUAAAGAUGUUGAGAACAAAGCUGUCUACAGCCCUGCUGUCAUUACUCCUCACAACUAGCAUCAUUAUGGCUUUAUACACAGGCCUAGUUCAUCAAAGGGGUGCUAUACAUGUCAUGGAAUACCUAAGAUGGGUAGCAGCAUCUGGUGGAACAGCAUCAGUCAUGUUUCUUAUGCCCUGUCACUCAACACCUUACUAUAGUUACAUUCACACAAACAUCACGAUGCGAUUCCUAGAGUGCCCUCCAGACCUUCACAGAAAAGCAGAAUAUGUUGAUGUAGCAGAUGUAUUUUAUAGGAACCCUAAAGAGUGGCUGGACAAAGAGUUUAACUUAACAAACAAACCACCAACCCACUUGGUUAUGUAUGACAGGCUGGCAAAUCAGAGUAUUGAAGAAUUUUUACAAUUUUGGGAGUUUAAAAAGUGCCAUGAUGUCUUCCACUCACAUUUCCCAGAUGGUAGGGUUGGAACUCAUGUUCUGGUUUUCUGUCGAAACGAAGUUGUUAGCUGACCUUUGUGUGACUAGUAUGUUACAGUUAGGUGCAAUUUACAGCCUCUUUAAAUGUCUUCGCAAAGUUAAUCAAAAUUUAGCUCAACACAGUCAAUAUAAUAUAUCUUUAAAUUAAUCAUAUAAAUAAAUACAGUACUGGUAAAUAAAAUAAUAGAUCAAAAAUAUUUAGCAGUCCCAAGAAAAACUUUAUUUGGCAGGUUUUCCAGAAAGAAAACUAAGUGCUAAAAUUUUAUCAGAUGGUAAAUUGUAUAAACUGAAAUUGCAAUGUAACAAAAUGACCAUUAUUUUACUAAGUAACAGUAUACUGUGCUAGUAUUUCUACUUGUUAAGCAAUUAAAAUAAUUAUAAAGUUU
Molecule: messenger RNA, 2222 nt
Organism: Anneissia japonica
Lineage: Eukaryota; Metazoa; Echinodermata; Crinoidea; Comatulida; Comatulidae
Product: GPI mannosyltransferase 3-like
Exons: 13
Coding region: 235-1869 (544 amino acids)
Biological process (GO): GPI anchor biosynthetic process
Cellular component (GO): endoplasmic reticulum membrane
Molecular function (GO): alpha-1,2-mannosyltransferase activity
Source: RefSeq, a predicted model, not a curated record